UUAUUCUUUAAUUCUCAAAGCCCUUAUCUAUGAUUCUUUCUUUUACAACUCUCACAAGUAAAACAAAAUACGAAAAAAAAGAAUUCUUCCCAAUUUAUUAAACAAACAUUCAGUUUCCUUAUUCCUUAUUCCAAGAUUCAUGUCACCUCCACAUUUAGUUUCAGUCUACCUCUCGGUGGUCGCUUCCAGAGAGCUCCCUCUCGUCUUCCAACUUCCUGCCCAGAACCUCCCCAGUGCACUUGCUGUCCUCUUGUUUGUUAAAGGUAUUUGCCACACUUGAGCAUUUCUGCCUUCCCAAAUUCCCCAACACAGCAACACCAAAAUGCACCAGUCCUCCUUACUACUCCGCUCAAAAAUUGCUUGCACCCAUUUUAGGAAAUCUGUAGCAGAAACUGCUAUCCCUCCCCAACCCACCUGAGACCAAAUAGUGGUGGCGCACAGACAUGAAACAAAGAGAUGCAAUGAUUUUUCCAUUGCCUCCCCACACAUGCCUUCAAGAGGACAAGCCACCCUUCUGCUGUGUAACGCAUCCCUCAACAGGAGACACCCACUACAGAGCUGCCAGAAGAAGCACUUGACCUUCGGCGGGAGUUUCAGCCUCCACAUAGCAGUCCAGCACAUCCAACCAUCUCCUGAAAGCUCUCCAGUAACUCUGCGGAUUUUCAUGGGUUGGCGGUAGCAGGAGCGCAUUUCCUGAGUGUCGUCCGGGUCUCUGAGCCUCUGAGGAAUGUUAUUAUAUGUUGGCUGAGGUUGAUAAGUGUAUGGCUAGUUUGGAAGAGCUGCAGUACACAGUGAAAGGAAGGGGUAGGGGGAUGAGUUCUGGAGUGGGUCUUAGCCCUAGAAGGACUAACCAUAGGUGUAAACAGGAAUCUCUCAGGAUCAGGAAUGCUACUUCUAACAAGUCUCCCCAAGGAAAGCUGCCUAUAAAUGCAGAAAGGAAGAAUGAGAAUGGAGACGGGUGGCUAGGCGGCGGCGAUGAGUUGGAGUGCAGCUGUGCGGAUGCAAAAUGGAGGAGAUGGCUGCGGCCUGGAGACGACGGCGGCGCGCCAUGGGGACGGCCGCAACGAGCAGACGUGAAGACGGCUGCGACUGCGGCUACAGGUAGGCGGUAAGACAUGGGGCGGGGAGGUGCCGCGACAUGGUGAUGGCUGUGGCAUGGAGACGGCGGCGGUUGUGGGUAGGCGGAAGCAUGUGGACGGCUAUGGCGAUGGUGGAGUAGGUGCCAUGGCGAUGGUGGAGUAGGUGCCAUGGCGAUGGUGGCAGCGGGUGCCGCAGCGAUGGGUGCGGCUGUUGCUGCGGCAAUUACUGGUGGCUAGGGUUUUGAGAAAAUGAGUAGAAAGUUAGGGGUUUAACAUUAUUUAUUUAUUUAUUAAUUAAAUAUUACGAAUUUAAGUAUUAUUUUAGGAAAAAACUAAUAAGGUCAUACAUCGGGAAAAUAAAUGAAAUUUAGUCAUACCUAGAAUAAUUUUCUCCAAUUAACAAUAUCUCGUACUUCAUAUGUUUUAUCAAAUGUAGGAUGUGUCUACUUGUACACAUCAUUUGUACAUAGUUGUUGUACACACUAUCCAGGGACGGAUUUAAGGGGGGCGGGGGGCGACCGCCCCCCUUCGACUUUCAAAAUUUUCUACUAUGUUUGUUAUAUUUUCAUACUUUAAUUAGAUUUAUAUGUUUUCACCCCCCUUAACUUUUAGUUUUCAAAAUUAAUAUAUAACAUUACAUAAUGUAAUAUAUAAUUGGAGAUUUGAAAAAGUAACAGCUAAAUAAUUUACAUAACUUAAAUGAAUAAACAAUAACACUACUCAUUGUUUAAGACAUAGGAUACCUAUCUAUAUAAUAUAAUAAAGCAAACUCCUAAAGACUGGGAAAGAGUGGAGGAGUUAUCGUGGAAGGGGAAAGGUUGUAGGGAGAGAAAGAGGUGAAGAGAAAAGGAGGAAGUGAAUGCUAAGAGUGGAGUUUUGGAAGACUUAAAUAUUCGCCUCGCUAUAUUGAAUGAAAAUUAACUGCAGAGCCCUAUGCUAGCGAAACAAAUUCGCCCCGCUACAGUAGCGAUUUUUUUCACCCCCUAUAGUAACGAAAAAAUUUCGCCCCCCUUGAUUCAAAAUCCUGGAUCCGUCCCUGACACUGUCCAAUUGUCUAUGUUUGCGCGAGCUUCUCAACGAGGUGCAUGUGUAUGUACACAUGCAACUAAAGGUUGUCCAUAACAAAUGGCUACACAUACAUACAUACGGAGUAGUAUUUAUUUUUGUCUGUCCCAUAUGUACUAAAUUAGGUAGGUCGAUGUACUUGCAUGGCCCAUGCAAGUUAAU
Messenger RNA from Cuscuta epithymum, 2306 nucleotides. The record is from the annotation of a GenBank genome assembly. Lineage: Eukaryota; Viridiplantae; Streptophyta; Magnoliopsida; Solanales; Convolvulaceae.